Molecule: messenger RNA, 723 nt
Organism: Penicilliopsis zonata CBS 506.65
Lineage: Eukaryota; Fungi; Ascomycota; Eurotiomycetes; Eurotiales; Aspergillaceae
Exons: 2
Coding region: 1-723 (240 amino acids)
Biological process (GO): protein import into nucleus
Cellular component (GO): nucleus
Molecular function (GO): guanyl-nucleotide exchange factor activity; small GTPase binding
Source: RefSeq, a predicted model, not a curated record
AUGACCUCAUUCACUGAAAGGGGAUUCUUCGGGGAUGCCAUCUUUGGCGCUAUUCCUCAAGGAUGGAUUGACGCAAGCGACCUCCGCGAGAUCCCAGACCACCAAGAAGUCUUUCUCUCGCCAUCGACUCUCUCCAGUCUGAUCAUCGAGAUUAACCAGCGGGUAUCGGAUGAGGAUGCGCGCAGCAUGGCACAGCGAAUUAGCUCUGCCUCCUCUGCUGCAGAAGAAGACCCCGAGGCCGUCGUCGACAAGGCGGCCGCGCUGUACCAUCUCAACGAUAUCUGCGAAGAAGGUGACUUGAUGCAUAUCCUCACCCCGCCGCAGCGUGUGAGAUUACCCAAGUUCCCAUCUUCUUCCGGGACUGCCUACCGGGGUGUUGUCUGCUUUGAAACAACCAACAGGCGACAACGGGGGAACGUCCACAACACUAGUAGUAGUACUAACAAUACCACCCCUCAUCCUCUCCCUUCUCCUCCUUUCACCACGAAUGGUGCGGUGGCAGGGUCCAGUACGGCCAGGUCAUCGAGAGCCGGGUGCCAUUUCCUGCUUGUGCGGUUGGCGGAGCAGGAGACCGAUCUGUUGGUCGUCGUGAAUGUCCCGCAUGAUGAGUUCGAUUCGCGAGGGGAUGAGCGUGGACUCAACGCCGAAGAGGCCCUGGGGGCUGCCAUGGUGGCGAAGAUUGUCGAGACCUUGGAUGUUAGGAACUGGGGGCUGUUUGUUUGA